Molecule: messenger RNA, 1431 nt
Organism: Symbiodinium natans
Lineage: Eukaryota; Dinophyceae; Suessiales; Symbiodiniaceae
Source: the annotation of a GenBank genome assembly
AUGAUUGAGUACUACGACGUAAGUGGGUGCUAUAUUCUGCGACCAUGGUCCUUCUUCAUUUGGCAACAAAUCCACAGAUGGCUCGAUGGCAAGAUCCAAGAGCUUGGAGUUCAGAAUGCAUACUUCCCUUGCUUCGUGAGCCAGGAGGCCCUACGAGCGGAAGAAGAGCACGUGGAAGGCUUUGCUCCAGAGGUUGCCUGGGUCACCAAGUCAGGGACUUCGGAGCUGACGAAGCCGAUUGCCAUACGGCCGACCAGUGAGACCAUCAUGUAUCCAUCGUUUGCCAAGUGGAUUCGCUCCCACCGUGACCUUCCAUUGCAGUUGAACCAAUGGACCAAUGUCGUGCGAUGGGAGUUCAAGCAGCCCACCCCUUUCCUUCGAACUCGGGAGUUCUUGUGGCAGGAGGGACACACCGCGCAUUCCACCGAGGAGGAAGCAGCGCAUCUCGUAAGGUCCGCGCUGGACCUUUACUCAUGCGUGUACACUGAUCUUCUAGCACUGCCGGUCAUCAAGGGGGUAAAGUCCCUUGAGGAAAAGUUUGCGGGCAGCGUUUACACCGAGACGCUUGAAGCCUUCAUUCCUGCAACUGGGCGCGGAAUUCAGGCAGCGACAUCCCACUACCUGGGGCAGAACUUUGCCAAAAUGUUUGGUAUUCGCUUUGAGGAUGACUCGGGCCAGAAGCAGCUCGUGCACCAGACCUGUUGGGGUUUCACGACUCGCUGCAUUGGCAUCAUGAUCAUGGUCCACGGCGACGACCGUGGCCUGGUCCUUCCCCCGCGGGUGGCUCCGACGCAGGUCGUGCUCAUUCCCAUUCCUGGAAAGGAGCAUGCAGGUAUCGAAGCUCGCUGCCGCGAGCUGGCUUCUGCACUAAAGGACCGUGGCAUCCGCGCCGAGGUGGAUGCGCGACAGACCUAUACGCCAGGCUGGAAGUUCAACUGGUGGGAGAUGAAGGGUGUGCCUCUGAGGGUUGAGGUUGGGCCCAAAGACAUGGCCCAAGGAACCUGUCGUCUGGCUCGCCGCUUUGAUGGCUUAAAGAAGGAUGUCGACCAAGCCCAAUUGUCCAGCUGCAUUCCUGCAGAGCUGGAUCAGAUCCACGAAGCCAUGCUCGAGAAGGCAACCCGGCACAGGGAUGAUGGAAUUGCCACUGUCACGCGCUGGGACGAGGUCAUGCCAAUGCUGAAUCAGAGAAAGCUGAUUCUGGCUCCUUGGUGCGAGUCUGCCGAGUCGGAAGCAGAGAUCCGGAGCCGAACGAAGGAGGAGGCACCGAAGCCUGGUCUCUCUUCCGACGCAGCUGAGACAGCGACCAUCCUGACCGGUGCAAUGAAGAGUCUCUGCAUUCCGCUCAUGCAGCCACUGAUGCCACCCGGAACGAAGUGCUUCGUGACCGGUGAACCGGCAAAAAGGUGGGCGCUCUUCGGCCGUAGCUACUGA